Molecule: messenger RNA, 2886 nt
Organism: Penicillium bovifimosum
Lineage: Eukaryota; Fungi; Ascomycota; Eurotiomycetes; Eurotiales; Aspergillaceae
Product: patatin-like phospholipase family protein
Exons: 4
Coding region: 1-2886 (961 amino acids)
Biological process (GO): arachidonate metabolic process
Cellular component (GO): membrane
Source: RefSeq, a predicted model, not a curated record
AUGGCGGCGUGGCUAGAUCUCGUCUCGGACUCCACAGGCUGGACCUUGGUAGACACCGGACGAUUGGACGAACUAGUGAAAGGAAUGAGCCAUCCAAAUACGCAAUUCCCUUCGGUAGUAUAUUUCGCAGGUAAUGGUAGCCGGAUCAAGGCACUUCGCGCGCUCUUCCCACACAACAACAUUACUCGCAGAGGGCCCGCUGGUCUGGCCAGACUGCAUCUAAGCACAAGGACUGCAAAUUCUCAGCAUCCUGUUCUUUUGGUGGAAAGCAGCCUUUCUAGUGUUUCCGGGGUGGGUGAAUCGGAUCUGUGCCGCUGGUCAUCGGACAAUUUUCGACGAUAUCGCAUUCUUCAAGACCGGUCUCAGCGCGUACCGGAGAUACAGCAGCAAGUCAUUUCGCAGAUGCUUCUCCCAUGGACAAAUCUGUUUUGUGUAUUUGUAGAUACUCACUCUGAAAUUCGCGACGCCUGCCAGCUGCUCAAUAGACGUCGCCGGACUGUAACCAUCGGUUCCGAGCCCACUACAGAUUCAAUGCGCAUUGUGAUAGUUGUCACAGCUGCUGAAGGUUCCGAACUUGAGGAUGUCCCUGAAGUUUUCCAUGGGCUUCAAUCGCCUGGGAUUCUUAAUAACAAUGUCACAGUCCUAGACCUACGUGAUCGUUGUGGAUUAUCCCCAACAGCAGCGUUUGAGCCGUUACGACGUCUCAUACUCAAUGAAACACAGGAAAUCCGGGCGGAACAGAGCCACGAAGGUCUGUUAUUCUCGGCUACACACCUAAAUACCCUCUGGACACAAACCCUGCGUCUAGAAAUAGGGCCCUCGGACGCUACUGUUUUGGACUGCCUCGAAGUUGCACGAGAGAAUCAAAGACUUAACAAUAUUACGACAGAAUGCUUGGUCGAGUUCAUAAGUCAAGCAAGCAACCGGCCUUCUUCCAAAGAUGAAAUUCAUGUUUUCAUUGCAUCGGCGUUAUUAAUGAAUGCCUACCCACCUGGAAUGCAUGGCUUUCAUCCAGACCAUGUUUUCAAUACUCUUUAUCGCGGGCACUGUCUGGAAGCGUGGCGUAAAAUGGGGGAUAACGAUGAGAAGCAACAUUGCAAUGCUGUGUUUGCUCAAUUUACGCGGUUCUUCCAUUCAAUGAGUCCAAUCAGGUCGUCUGCAAGUAUCAGAAGGGACGCAUUAAAUACUUAUUACCUUCAGUGCAAUGGCCUAACUUCAACAACGACUUGUUUCUAUUGCUUGUGUCGAUCACCAGAACACAUGCUGGCGUGCCGGCAUGCGAUCUGCGAUACCUGCGUUGUGAUUUUUGGCACUCCAAAUAAAAGCGCCGAAUAUCACUUUGACAUUAUGAAGUGCCCGUUGUGCCACAAGACUUCUCAGCUUACAAUCCGUCAGCUACCCCCCACAAAACGACCCCUGGUGCUUAGUUUGGACGGUGGUGGGGUUCGUGGCAUCAUUCAGCUAGGUCUUCUACGUGCACUGGAAAAGCGUCUUGGGGAUAAAAUGCGCAUACCUGAUAUAUUUGAUCUAUCUGGAGGGACAAGCGUUGGGGCUCUUAACGAAAUAGAUAUCAUUCUCAAUGGUUCCUCGGCUGAAGAUAGCUUUCGGAAAUUUCCAGCUUUUGCCAGAGAUGUGUUUCAGCUGGCCCCGGCCCCCUCGCAGAAGUUCUCAAUUUUUAGGUGCGCCAAAUGGAUAAAAUGCGUGGCUGGCUUUCUGGCAGACGGUCAAUAUGAUGGAAUAAAGCUGGAGAGUACUCUCAAAGAGGCAAUUGAUCCAGAGCGGCGAAUGUUUGAUGUGAGCACAACUCGAACUGCCGGCAGUCGAGUAGCUAUUAUCACAAGUCGUAUUUCCGAUGGGAAGGCCUGCGUGUUAGCAAAUUACCGCGGCGUUGGCCAACGCCCAAUCGAUUCGGCAUAUCAAUUUUUGAAACCAGAGGAAGAAAGUCAGAAUCCCUUUCUAUGGGAAGCGUUCUUCCAAACCAAAACUCUCCCUGGGUUUGGUCCGUUGCAGGAUGGUGGAGUGCGGGCCAACAAUCCAUUAGCAAUUGCGCUGAAGGAAUCCGCUACUAUCUGGCCAUCGCAUGGCACACCUGAUUUGCUUGUAUCAGUUGGUACCGGCCUUUCUACUCCUGGAUAUAAGGCUCAAGAUACCCCUCUAGGGAGUAUUCUUCAAGAUGGAGCAGUUCCGCGCCUUAUCAGAGCAGCCAUGUGCUCGCCAUCCAUGGAUGGCGAGCAGGGCUUUUUUGAGGCACUCAAUUAUGUUCCAGACCGUAUGAGAGCGCAUAUAUACCGACUCAACCACGCUAUACCCUGGCCUUUACCUAGGCUAGAUGAUGUGGAUAGAUUGAUAGACCUUGCUGAAUUGUCAUACAGCGUCCCAGAUGACCUCGUUCGUGCGAUACUAGCCACAGGCUUUUUAUUCUUUGAAUUGGACGAACUACCUGUUAGAAAGCAAGGAAGCCUUUAUUGUCAAGGUUCAAUUCUAUGUUCAAGCCCUGACGCUGGUGAUUUGAUCAAGAGGGUGCUCCUUGAGUUCCCGGGCCCUCGGUUUCAAACUGGGAGCGGAUACCACCUUGGUCUGAUUGGCAACGAUGACGAGUGUCGGCAUUGUGGCUACUAUCGUAAAAAAGUCACUUUUACAGUUAAAAGUCUGGAAGAGGUUAUUUCGAUUGAGAUUGCCAACUCUUCUUUCCGGCACAAAAUUGGUGGCUUUCCAAAGUCCAUGCAGAAAAUUCUGGAAGAUCAACAAGCUUAUGCAUGUUUUGGACGUGCUGAUCAUUUAGAGGUUUGUUGGCCCCCAAGAAGGAUAUGCUAUUGCGCUCGUGGAACUAAACGGCGGGUCCAAUUUUUGGAGCCUUGCCCAGAGAGAAAGAGACGUCGAUUGUAG